Linum tenue is the source of this 1934-nucleotide messenger RNA. The record is from the annotation of a GenBank genome assembly. NCBI's taxonomy places the organism in Eukaryota, Viridiplantae, Streptophyta, Magnoliopsida, Malpighiales, Linaceae.
CUAACUAAUACGAAUAUUAAUCUUCUGACAACCACCGCAAAUAUUUCGCUUCCAUUUCUCCGAUCUUUCCGUCUCUCCGUUCAACCAGCAAGCAACCAUGGUGACCAGCAUUCAGAUAACAGCGCUCGACGGCAUCGUCAACGUCAACUCCCUCUUCACCUUCGCCGUCUUCGUCGGCCUCGCCUGGAACCCGACCAGCCCUUCCGACACCCUAAUCACCGACCCAGCCUGCACCGCCGGCCGCGGCGUCGGCGAGGCUCUCAUCUCCUUCCACGUCUACUCCUUCAGCUGCUUCCUCUUCUCCAGCUUGGUCGCGCUCGCUCUCAAGCAGGCAAUCCGGAUUUCCCGGACACCCGGCUACUCCAUCACCCAGAACAACCCUUUCCAUCUCCCCGCCGAGUUCCUGGGCCAGGUCAACAAGAACCUCCUCCGGAUCGGAAUGCUCAUCUCCGGCAUCGGAUCUGCUUUCGGGUGCGUGUUUCUGAUGCUGGCUCUGGUCAACGUGGUUCAACUCAAGCUCGGGACGUUGAGCUGCGGCAGCUCCCACACUUACGCCGCAGUCGUCCCUCUGGUGAUUUUUGUUCCCGUUGCUAUCUUGAUCUACUCUUCCCUGGUUCUCUACGCUUUUACUCGCUAGUAGUGUGCCGCUUUUGUUGUUAGAUUUCUUCCUUUUGGUUUAGAUCCAGAGGCGUGAUCUAUUCUCUCUGGUUUUACCUUUUAGUUUCACUGGGGAAAUAGAUCGAACAUGUUAUGUGCAUUGCGCAGAAGCGUGAAAGGAUUUGAAUUUGGAUAUGGGUUUGAUGAUAUGUGGGUCUGGCUGGGGCGAUUGAUAAAUGCUGUCAUUUUGUGAUUAGAAGCUGUUUCGGAUUGCAGUGAUCGCCAUUGCUAGUUUAAUAAGAAUUUGCAGAAAGCCACGCAUGCUGUUCUAGAAUCCAUGGUGGAAAGCAGUAGGUAGCUCAAUUAAGCAAAAAAAAGUUUUUUUUUCACCCCCAUUCAUAGUGCUAUCUCCACUAUGAUGCUUAUGGAGUUCAACGUGUAAGCAUCUUAGCAAUUUUCAUUCCCAUCGAGUCCUCUAUAAAAUAAAACCCCUCAACGAUUACAAGCUCUAACCGUGUAGCAAACAAGCAGCAGUGUACUUGAGAGUGAAGAGAAAAGGAAAUUAGAAAGAGAGGAGAAGAAAAAAGGAGAGAAAAUAACAAUGGCUGCUGUCUCAAUGAAGUCUUGCAUUUGCCUUGUUGUGUUUGCUGUGUUUCUGGGAAUCUCUGGGUUUGCUGCUGUGGAUGGAGCAGGGGAGUGUGGGAAAUCCACCACCCCUGACAGGGAAGCUUUCAAGCUGGUUCCUUGUGCAUCGGCUGCACAGGAUCAGAAUGCUGCGGUUUCAAGCCAGUGCUGUGCUCAGGUGAAAAAGCUGGGCCAGAACCCAGCUUGCCUCUGCGCUGUGAUGCUCUCCAACACUGCUAAGAGCUCUGGCGUGAAGCCGGAGGUUGCCAUGUCCAUCCCCCAAGCGCUGCAACCUCGCUGACCGCCCUGUGGGUUACAAGUGCGGAGCUUAUACAUUGCCUUGAAGUUAUGGUGCUGGAAGUGUUGACUCUAUGGUGACCUUUGUGACUUUGUGUAACGUUUUAAUGUACCUAGUGGUGCUAAUGUACUGGAGUGUUACAGAUUUGUUGCUUGCUGGUUGAUCUAGCUCAAGCAUAUAUGUACUACUACUGUGACAUCCAGACCUAUCCCAAAUAAUGAAUUAUGACUGGAUCAUAAGAAGUAAAAAUGUCUGCUUUGGGGCUGGCUUGUGCAGUUGUUGUCAUGUUUUUGGUUGAUUUUAACUCUCUGCUAGUGGCUGUUGAGGGCUUCUGCAAGUCUGCAACCUAACUAACAGGAAAGGACAUAUCUGGCCUCUGUUGCUGGCUUUCUGGUUUGGGUAAGGCCACUAGAAA